Durusdinium trenchii is the source of this 1272-nucleotide messenger RNA. Lineage: Eukaryota; Dinophyceae; Suessiales; Symbiodiniaceae. The record is from the annotation of a GenBank genome assembly.
AUGGCAAAUCCUGCCCUCACUGAAGAUGCUGUGAACACGGGCGCAGUUGCGUGGGUCUUGACCUCCGCAGCUUUGGUGUUCUUGAUGACAGCCGGACUUGGCUUUUUCUAUGGUGGUUUGGUGCGCGACACGAACGUUAUCAACACCAUGAUGAUGAGUGUAGCAUCAAUGGCCAUUGUAUGCUUGACCUGGGUCGUCUUUGGGUUCUCUUGGGCCUUUGGAGACAAUGGUGGUGCUGCAAUUGGGAACAUUGUGGGCAACUUCGACUACAGCCUGUGGAUGAAUUUGGACAUGAAGAUGUGGGGUGACUCGGGGCUCCCUGGUCUUUGUUUUGCAGCUUUCCAGAUGACCUUUGCCAUCAUCGCUUCAGCGAUCAUCUCCGGCUCCUUGGUGGAGCGUAUGCGCUUUAGCGCAUAUUCUAUCAUGUUGGCCUUGUGGUCCUUGCUGAUCUACGCCCCACUCUGCCAUUGGGUUUGGGGCCCUGGUGGUUGGAUCGCAGAAUUCGGAGCUUUGGAUUUUGCUGGAGGCACCGUCGUGCACAUCAGCUCUGGUGUGUCCGGCCUUGUUGCAGGUGCCAUCGUUGGACCCAGAAGGCAUGUGGAGAAGGAGCUGGGACCCGCCAACGCUCCUUUCGUCAUCCUCGGUGGCAGCCUACUGUGGUUUGGUUGGCUAGGCUUCAAUGGCGGAUCUGCUUUGUCAGUGAGCGAUGGUGUGGCGGCCCGUGCUGUGGCCACCACAUUCGUGGCAGCAGCUUCUUCGAUGUUGACCUGGUUGAUGCUGGAACGCCUUUUCAAAGGCAAAUCCACCAGUGUAGGAGCCUCGGUAGGCGCAGUGGCUGGGCUUGUGUGCAUCACUCCGGGAGCUGGCUUCGUGACACCUGGCUGGAGCAUUGCCAUUGGUGCUUUGGGUGCUGUUUGGUGCUACGUCUCUGUAGAGGUGGUAAACAAGGUGAAUUUGGUGGAUGACACACUGGAUGCCUUUGGCUUGCAUGGCAUGGGCGGCAUCGGUGGGGCCAUUUUGACCGGUAUUUUUGCAUUGGACGGUGGCCUGAUCUACACUGGAAGCUUUGAACUAUUGGGCAAGCAGAUUGUUGGUGCACUGGCAGGUGUGGCCUUCUCAGCCAUUGGCACUGCCAUCAUCGUCGUGGCACUGAGGCUGGUGAUGAAGCUGCGCAUCCCCGAAGAACAGGAGAUUGAAGGUGUGGACCAGCAUACUCAUGGCGAGACCUACCACAGUCCUGUCAAGAAGUACCCCCCAGAUGAAAGAGUCUGA